AUGUCUAGUAUAGUAUCUGAAUACGAUACAUCGGAUCUGCUGAACUCAUCAUUUUAUUCUUCUAACUCUACAAACGCUUUAGAACACUCCAGAACGUUUCGAAACUCCCUAAUACUGAAAGAGAUAUCUGAUAGGAGUAUAAAUGCAUCAUUGGGACAGCCAUACACAGCCAAGGAUAACGAAUGUGAAUCUGAAGAACAGAUACAGUCACAGAGAGCAUGGAAUCCAGAAACGAAAACUGUAAGUAUUGCAGCUUCACCUUCUCUGAGUGCUCUUGCUGAUAUAUUGAAUGAAAAAUCAAAAAAUGCAGAACAAAAGAUGAAGAUAACGCUUGCUACUGAUUCAAUAAUACAGGAGGAAGAAGAGAGCGAAAAUGAAGAAAAUCUAUUAGGCCAGAGUAAUGAUCUUUCAGCUAGUUUUCCAUACAGCCGUGGCCAGAGUGCCCCAAGCAUGGUAGCCUCACCUAAUUUGAUCGACUUGGAUGACUCAAAUAACUUCAAUUUUGUCCGUCAUGAUCCACAAAUAGAUCAGCCUGAUUACCUAACUACUCCCAAGGUUCAACAAGGGGCCACUGUAACUGCGCCAACAAAUUUCCAAUUACCUUCAGAGCUUCCAGAUAUAUCAGAAAGUGCAGCUGAAGAGGGUGACUCCUACGAGGAACUUCCUACAGCUAUAGAAAAUCAAGCAAAAAAUAAAGAUCCCGUAGAAGAAGCAAGCGUUCAUCAAGUUGAGUUUUUAGAAGAGAAACCAAAGUCGCAAUCCUUCCUAUUGCAUCAAACCCCAGCCUUUGUCAACCCUGGUAAAAUUGUUGAAAAUACUAUUACAACAUACGAGAAAAAUCCAUCUGUAAAGCCUAAUGUAGUUUCUACCUUAAAUGGAUCAGCAACUGAAAAUGAAAUUCCUAAGCCUUUCUCUGUGAAUCGUUCUAUCUCAAAUGACGAAAAGCAUUUGAAUCGAGACGAAGUUACAAAGAGGCCUAAUAUGAUUGAGAGGAGAACGGUGUCCACAACACCACUGUCAAGUAAAAAAGCUACAGUCUCAUCUAUUCAAGAUUCAGUAAAAUCCAGGAACACCCUGUCAAAGCAACCACCAAUACAGAAGAAGAAAAAGAGUAUAUUCUCUUUCUUAAAGAAAAAGAAGCACUCGGAUACGCCAACGGGUAAUAACAGUCCAUUGGCAACGUCAAACACAUAUUCACAACUUUCUCACUUAAACCCAUCAUCAGGUACAAAACCUGAAAAAUUAGCAAAAAAAUCGCAUAGCAGUAACAGUAUUUUUGAUACAUUUCGUCGAAGUAAAACUGAACCAACAUUGAACGUUCCUAAACAACGCGUGUCUCAACACCAACAAAAUCAUGACUCUGCUGCCAUUACGAAUAAGAGGAACAGUCAUGAUACAUCAGACUCAUCUGAACAACCAAUGAUGAAAAGAAACCCUACGCCUUUGAAUUUCAAUACGCUGCUAAAUUUAGAAGCUACACCAAGCUCGAUGGAUGGAAGCACUAACACUGUAGAUAUCGCAAUGGAAAAACUUUCUCCAACUUCGGUACACGAUGAACCAAGAAGAAGAGAUUCUGGUGAGGCAGUCUUUCCCAAAUCACUAGAUGAAGAUGAGAUAGAUUCAAUUCUGAAAAUAGAAAGAAAUAGAUCAAUAAGGUCUAAUACGAACAGACUUUCCAUAGAUACAUUAUCCAUUAAAGCGCAAAAUGAUGGUAUGGUUAUUGAAGAAGCUUCAGAUGUCAUAUUAUCUGCGCCUGAUCUAACAAAGAGUCCUACAAGUAGUAUCUUAAAAAGUGGUAGAUUUGAAUCAGUGGACACACUGAAUACUACUGCUCCGACAGAUAAUUUUGGAUCAAUCCAUGCUAAUGAUUUUUCUUUAGCUGAUGUUGAACAAGAACUUAACCAACUAACCUUAGAUUUUGAUGAUGAAGGCCCCUAUGUAAAUGAUGAUACUGUAAUUAAUCCUUUCAAAGGUUUAUCUGGAAGCGAAAAACAGGAGGAAAUUGUGGUAACGAAUAAUGAUACUGAUAAUAUUGGGUUUACAGAAGAUCGUGAAUUAAUUACAGAUAUAAUGGAAUUUGCCAAUAUCAUCGAUUUCGGCGAUGAAGUUAACUUUGACUUAGCCUUUGAUGAUGAACAGGAACAAGUAAAAAGCCCUGAUUUCAAGACAUUUAAUCCUGCUGUUAUGGAUAUAAAACCAAAUAAAAUUGCUCAAGAAGACCUACCAAGCCAAGAUAUGGAACUCCGAAAUGAAUAUAACGAUGCUGAUGUAUUGGAUGAGUACGAAGAUGACUGUAAUAAUGUAAAUCACAACGAUGAAGAUUUUGAAAAUGAAGAUUUCAAUAAUAUAGUGGAAGAAACUGAAGAAGAUCAACCAUCACAAAUGCCAUUUUUGCCAAGUACAAGUCCUGAUACUGGUAGACCAAUUUCGAUGUCUUUUCGUGGGUUAAAAGUCCCAGCUGCAGGAGAUGCGUCUGCAUAUUCACCUUCGAAUACAGAAAUAACAAGCAUUGAGAGCUACACAAGUGGUAUUCCUUACACUGAAAAGGUGACGCGGCCAACUGUUAGCUUUUCAGCCAAGAUUAUAUUAUAUGAUACAUACAGUGAAACUGAAUAUGACAGACAUCCAGAUAUCGGCACAUGUAAUCAAUUGACUCCACAACUGGCUCAAAUGAUCAAAGCCGAACUGAAUGAGUUAAAGGAAACUAUGGAAGUUCAUGAAGAUUCGACAUGUUAUACACAGUUUUUUUAA
This is a messenger RNA of Kazachstania africana CBS 2517, 2751 nucleotides long. It is a transcript of the gene BNI4, whose product is annotated as Bni4p. The coding region runs from base 1 to 2751 and encodes 916 amino acids. Gene Ontology annotation, biological process: actin cytoskeleton organization. The record is from RefSeq and is a predicted model, not a curated record. NCBI's taxonomy places the organism in Eukaryota, Fungi, Ascomycota, Saccharomycetes, Saccharomycetales, Saccharomycetaceae. Gene Ontology annotation, molecular function: actin binding. The transcript has a single exon.